This is a messenger RNA of Pteronotus mesoamericanus, 837 nucleotides long. RefSeq names its product olfactory receptor 9K2-like. The transcript has a single exon. Gene Ontology annotation, biological process: G protein-coupled receptor signaling pathway. The coding region runs from base 1 to 837 and encodes 278 amino acids. Gene Ontology annotation, molecular function: olfactory receptor activity; G protein-coupled receptor activity; odorant binding. The record is from RefSeq and is a predicted model, not a curated record. Gene Ontology annotation, cellular component: membrane. Lineage: Eukaryota; Metazoa; Chordata; Mammalia; Chiroptera; Mormoopidae.
AUGGGUGACAGGGGAAUAAGCAAUCACUCAGAAGUGACUGACUUCAUUCUUGUAGGCUUCAAGGUCUGCCCAGAGGUCCACAUUCUCCUCUUCCUGUUCAUUCUAUUUGUAUAUGCCAUGGUCCUUCUAGGGAAUAUUGGGAUGAUGGCCGUUAUUAUGACUGAUUCCUGGCUGAACACACUGAUAUAUUUCUUCCUAGGCAACCUCUCCUUCACUGGCCUCUUCUAUUCAUCUGUUAUUGCACCCAAGGCCCUGAUCAACUUCUGGUCUAAGAGCAAGUCCAUCUCCUUUUCGGAUUGUGUGGCCCAGUUCUUUCUCUUUGCCUUGUUUAUUGUGACUGAAGGAUUUCUCCUGGCAGCUAUGCCUUAUGACCGCUUCAUUGCCAUCUGCAGCCCACUCUUGUACUCUGUCCAGAUGUCAACAUGUCUCUGCACUCAUUUGGUGGCUGGUUCCUAUUUUUGUGGCUGCAUCACCUCAGUUCUUCAGACCAGCAUGACAUUUACUUUAUCCUUUUGUUCUUCUCGGGCCAUUGACCACUUUUACUGUGAUGCUCGCCCACUUCAGAGACUAUCUUGUUCUGACCUCUUUAUGUAUAAAAUGAUUUCUUUUUUCUUAUCCAGCAUCAUUAUCUUGCCUACCACGAUAGUCAUUAUUAUUUCUUAUAUGUAUAUUGUGUCCACUGUUCCAAAGAUACACUCCACUGAGGGACGUAAGAAAGCCUUUUCUACUUGCAGCUCGCACCUCGGAGUCGUGAGUGUACUGUAUGGUGCUGUCUUUUUUAUGUAUCUCAUUCCUGACAGAUUUCCUGAGCUCAGUCAAGUGGUCUCCUUAUGUUAA